Messenger RNA from Aureobasidium pullulans EXF-150, 2906 nucleotides. RefSeq names its product vacuolar protein sorting-associated protein 35. The annotation marks the transcript as partial. Gene Ontology annotation, cellular component: retromer complex; late endosome; retromer, cargo-selective complex. The record is from RefSeq and is a predicted model, not a curated record. Lineage: Eukaryota; Fungi; Ascomycota; Dothideomycetes; Dothideales; Saccotheciaceae. Gene Ontology annotation, biological process: retrograde transport, endosome to Golgi; intracellular protein transport. The transcript has 5 exons.
AAUGUUCAUGAAGGUGAAAGAUUUCCAAACAGUUGCCAGCGGGGGAAGCUGUCGAAGCUGGGCGGUGGAGUGGCUGGACAGUGGACAGUGGAGACCGAGGCGGAAGGCGGAAGGAGAGCGGACCGUGCGGGCGGAGCAACAACACGCUGGACGCUGGACGCGGAGGUCUGGCAUAGCGUCGUCAUGCGACAACAGUGGAAGUGAUUGCGCCGCCGUUCAAACCAGACCUCACGAUCCAUACUUGAAAAUGGCAUCACCGCCGCUGGUCGAGGACCAAGCGCGCCUACUGGAAGAUGCUCUGACCGUCGUGCGCCAGCAGACCGUCUUGAUGCGCCGCUGCCUGGACACGCCGGGCAAGCUCAUGGAUGCUCUCAAAUGCAGCUCUACCCUCGUAUCCGAACUACGCACCUCGAGCCUCGGCCCCAAGCAGUACUACGAGCUGUACAUGUCCGUCUUCGAUGCCCUGCGCCAUCUCGCCGUCUACCUGCGCGAUUCUCACCCCACCAACCAUCUCGCCGACCUGUAUGAACUCGUUCAAUAUGCCGGCAACAUCGUCCCGCGUCUAUACCUCAUGAUCACCGUCGGCACCGUCUACAUGGGAAUCGAGGACGCCCCUGUCAAGGAGAUCAUGAAGGAUAUGAUGGAAAUGAGCAGAGGUGUUCAACAUCCUAUCCGUGGUCUCUUCCUACGCUACUACUUGAGUGGUCAAGCUAGAGACUACUUGCCUACCGGGCCUGGCCAAGGCCCAGAGGGCAACCUCCAGGACUCGGUCAACUUUGUCCUUACCAACUUUGUCGAGAUGAACAAGCUCUGGGUCAGGCUGCAACACCAGGGCCAUUCAAGAGAGCGUGAACAACGCACCAAAGAACGUCAAGAGCUGCAAUUGCUUGUUGGUAGCAAUUUGGUCCGCCUUAGCCAACUGGUUGACCUUGAAGCCUACAAGUCGUCUAUCCUCCAGCCCUUGCUUGAGCAGGUCGUCCAGUGUCGCGAUGUGCUUGCUCAAGAGUAUCUGCUCGAGGUCAUCACUCAGGUCUUCCCUGACGAGUUUCAUCUGCAUACCCUUGAUCAGUUCCUCUCUGCCACCGCCCGUCUGAACCCUCAUGUCAACGUCAAGGCCAUUGUUAUUGGCCUGAUGGACCGUCUUGCUGCCUAUGCCGCUCGCGAAUCCGAAUCCGAUGCCCCCGAAGAUCGCGAGAAGGCCGAAACAGAAGCCACUGCAAAGUUGCUCGAAAAGAUGAAACUCGCCUCAGACGCCACUUCGGCCCCGACCGAUGACCAAACCACGCAUCAAAACGGAGAUUCGAAACCUGGAGAUGAGGCUUCGAGCGAGGCUGCACCAGAGACUCUUGCAGAGGACGCGAGCAAGACCGAGCUAGCAGAAAUCGACGGUGAAUCUAAGAAGCAACGAGGUAUCCCGGAUAACGUACGUCUCUUUGAGGUGUUCCACGAGCAGGUCAUCCAUCUUGUCAGCAUGCAAAGGCUGCCAAUUCAGGACAUCACUGCGCUUCUGGUCUCACUCAUCAAUCUUGCUUUGAAUAUCUACCCCGAUCGACUAGAGUAUGUCGACCAGGUCUUCCAAUACGCCAACAAGGAAGUCUCGAGGUUCGCGAAUUCGGCUGAUCUCCAUUCUCAAGCUUCUCAGGCAAAUUUGUUGAAUUUGCUUCUCGCGCCUGUGAAGACUUAUGUCUCCCUCUUUACAGCUCUUGCCAUUCCGAGCUUCAUACCUCUUCUCCAUGCUCAGCCAUAUCCCACCCGCCGAUCAGUUGCUGGAGAAGUUGCACGGAGCCUGUUGAGGAACGAGACCGGGAUAUCGACCCCCGAAAAUCUACAGGGAGUGCUAGAGAUUGUCAAGGUUUUGAUCAAGGAAGGAAUGCAACAACCUUCUGGAUACCCCGGUGGGCCUGUACGAAGAGCCGCUGCAGAGACUGAUGAGACUGUGGAAGAGCAAGGAUGGCUUGCGCGCCUGGUACAUCUCAUCCGUGGCGAGGAUUGCAAUACUCAGUUCAAAUUGCUCCAGCUCACACGCGAUGCGUAUGCUCAAGGUAGUGAGCGCAUCAAGUACACCACCCCUGCGUUGAUUACCGCAUCACUCAAGCUUGCGCGCCGCUUCAAGGCCCGUGAACAUCUUCAAGACGAUUGGUCGAGUCAGUCUUCUGCGCUCUACAAGUUCUGUCAUACUCUCAUCUCCACACUAUACACAAGAGUGUCUACGCCGGGCGUUCCAGAUCUCGCGUUGAGGCUUUUCAUUUCGUGUGGUUCCGUGGCGGACCAGUGUGGUUUUGAGGAAGUCUCGUACGAGUUCUUUGCGCAAGCCUUUACCGUCUAUGAAGAGAGCAUCAGCGACUCAAGAGCUCAGUUCCAGGCCAUUUGCGUUAUUGCGCAGAGCCUUAGUGGCGCGCGUAACUUCAGCAGAGAGAACUACGAUACGCUCAUUACAAAGUGCGCGCUUCAUGGCAGUAAAUUGCUCAAGAAGCCUGAUCAAUGUCGUGCUGUAUAUUUGGCCAGUCAUCUUUGGUGGUCUGUGGAGAAGAAUGCAGAAGAAAGCGAGGAGAGCAAGGAGAACAAGGAAGGCAAAGAGCUCUAUCGCGAUGGCAAGAGAGUGCUCGAAUGUCUGCAGCGUGCCCUGCGUGUCGCCGACGCCUGCAUGGAUACGGCAGUCUCAGUAGAACUAUUCGUCGAGAUUCUCAACCGUUAUGUCUAUUACUUUGACCAGGAGAAUGAUGCUGUAACGACGAAAUACCUCAAUGGAUUGAUUGAGCUCAUCCACUCGAACCUCAACACCAACGAAAACAGCUCCAGUCUCGACAACCCAAGAAGACAUUUCCAGCGGACACUGGAUUACAUUGCGGGCAGAGAGUAUGCCGGUGUCGAGACGCGACCUAAGUGAGGAAAUGUAGAUAAUAUGC